UGAACGCAGCAUAUGACGAUUCUCUGCCUUUAGCAGUUAGUGUGGCCUGCCGUCUUGAAGAAUAGCCCAACGUUAGCUAAAUAAUCAACAUUUGACAAGUUUGAACUCUGACUCGAGGGUUUUAAACGAGAUGGCGUCGAAUGAUUACCCUCCAACUGCAGCCCAGGGAUAUGGGUCCUAUGGUGGUGGCCAGGCCAGCCUGAUUGGCUACAGUCAGUCGUCCACCCAGCAGGGCUACGGCAGCAGUGGCGGCUACAACCAGAGCUCUGAGGGAAACUCUGCCUCCUACGGCCAGGGAGGCUCCGGCUCUAACUACGGCCAGUCGCAGUCAGGAGGAUAUGGUUCUCAGCCUCCAUCCCAGGGCGGUCAGCCCUACAGCUCUGGGGGCUACAACAACAACAGUAGUAGUAGUCAGCCACCACAGAGCGGCUACAACCAGCAGUCGUCCUACUCUGGAUAUGGACAACAGCAGUCUGCUGCUGCACAGUCUUCUACCAGUAGCUAUGGCAACAACUCCCAGCCCUCUAGCUACGGGCAGCAGCAGCCGCAGAGUGGGGGCGGGGGCAGCUACGGGAGCCAGAGCGGAAGCGGCUAUGGGGGCAGUGGCGUUGGACAGAGUGGGGCUUAUGGGGGCAGCGGGGGGCAGCAGCAGGCCGGGGGGGCUCCCUACAGCCAGGCCCCCAGCUACAGCUCACCCCCACCCCAAAGCUACGGCCAGCAGACCAAGUACAGUCAGGGGGGUGGAGGAUACAGAGGCAACUCUCCACCAAUGGGAGGAGGGGGUGGAGGAGGGGGUGGAGGAGGGUAUGGUGGCUCGGACGGGGGCUACGGAGAUAGUGGAGGGCGAGGCCGUGGAGAAAGGGGAGGCGGCUUUAGGGGUCGCGGGGAUGGUGACCGAGGAUUUGACCGAGGUGGUGGACAAAGAGGCACGGGCGGCAUGGGAAUGGGCGAUCGUGGAGGAUUCAAUAAGUUUGGUGGACCGAGAGACCAGGAACCUGGUGGGCCCAGCUCCACUGAAGACCAGGAUAACUCUGACAACAACACCAUCUUCGUGCAAGGCAUGGGAGAUGGCUACACCGUUGAUUCUGUGGCUGACUUCUUCAAGCAGAUCGGCAUCAUCAAGAUCAAUAAGAAGACUGGUCUGCCCAUGAUCAACCUGUAUACAGACAGAGAGACAGGGAAGCUGAAGGGCGAGGCCACCGUGUCCUUUGACGACCCCCCUUCUGCCAAAGCUGCCAUCGACUGGUUUGAUGGGAAGGACUUCAAAGGGAACCCCAUCAAGGUGUCCUUUGCGACCCGCAGGGCGGACUUCGGAGUAGGCCGGGGUGGGGCUGGCGGCAUGAGAGGAGGACGAGGAGGAGGUGAGGCAGAGUUUGGUGGGCCGAUGGGUCGUGGCGGGUUCGGAGGUGGUAGAGGUGGUGGUGGUGGUGGUGGUGGUCUCUCUGGCGACAACGGUGGCCGUGGCAAUGGAGGACAGCAGAGAGCUGGAGACUGGAAGUGUUCCAACCCGGUGUGUGGGAACCUGAACUUUUCGUGGAGGAACGAGUGUAACCAGUGCAAGUCCUCCAAACCAGAGGGGGCCGGAGGUGGCAUGUCUCCUAUGGAUGGAGGCGGAGGUUUCAGUGGAGACAGAGGGGGUCGUGGGGGUUUUGACCGUGGGGGAUUCCGGGGCCGAGGGGGUGACAGAGGUGGGUUCCGAGGCGGACGCGGAGGCGACAGGGGUGGAUUCGGACCGGGCAAGAUGGAUGGAAGGGGUGAACACAGACAGGACCGCAGAGACAGGCCCUACUAGACCAACGCCACUCCAAGCUGGGACUAGUUCUCCAUCCUGCUCCUCCUCUCUUACUUUCCUCUAGGACCCACCGCCCAACUUCCUCCCAAACCCUCCUUUUAUACAGUGUUAAAAGUUGUUACUUUGCCCAUGUUUCUUGACUGUUUUGACAGACCUGACUAUCCCGCAAACACUCACACUCCCCAUAUACCCCACUCCCUCCAAAGUUUGGUAAACUUGAUUUUAUUUGUUCUUGAAGAGCUCUUUACAUUUGCUGUUGCUGUCUUUUGAGUUGUUUUGGAAUCUUAAUGUUUUGUUUUUAAAAUUAAAGUAUAAAACCAAA
Salvelinus namaycush (lake trout) is the source of this 2114-nucleotide messenger RNA. It is a transcript of the gene fus, whose product is annotated as FUS RNA binding protein. The record is from RefSeq and is a predicted model, not a curated record. Gene Ontology annotation, molecular function: RNA binding; transcription coregulator activity. Lineage: Eukaryota; Metazoa; Chordata; Actinopteri; Salmoniformes; Salmonidae. Gene Ontology annotation, cellular component: U2-type spliceosomal complex; nucleus; U2 snRNP. The transcript has 15 exons. The coding region runs from base 131 to 1792 and encodes 553 amino acids. Gene Ontology annotation, biological process: regulation of DNA-templated transcription.